Molecule: messenger RNA, 1058 nt
Organism: Brachypodium distachyon (stiff brome)
Lineage: Eukaryota; Viridiplantae; Streptophyta; Magnoliopsida; Poales; Poaceae
Exons: 3
Coding region: 1-909 (302 amino acids)
Source: RefSeq, a predicted model, not a curated record
AUGGCCAACAGGCACCGCAUCCAGGCCCCGCUCCCUGACGGGCAGCACGUGCGGCUGCGCAGCCGCCAUCUAGACUCGUACCUCCACGCCUCCACCGACGGGGUGGGAGCCUGCCUCCACCGGAACCCGGCGUCGAUGAACGCCGCGUGGGUCGUGCACAGGCCCCCCGGCGAGCACGUGCUCGUGCUCCUGCAGAGCGCCGCCUACGGCCGCUACCUCGCCGCCACAGACUCGCCGGCGCCGCGGGGCCAGCACGGCUUCCGCACCGUGCAGGUCAAGUACUACGACUACCAGGCGGACCACGCCAUCUUGUGGGAGCUCAUCACCCACGACAACUACGUGCAGCUCCGCAACGCCGGCGGCGGCGGCCAGGGCACGCGCCACCUCCGCGCCAACGGGAGGUACUUCCACUUCAACGCCGGCCGCACGCGGUACCUCCCCAGAUACACGGGAGUCACCGUCGAAGACCGCGGCACGACGGCUCACUGGAAUUGGGCCGUCGAGACCAUCCCGCCCUGCCAGGCGUAUCCUGGCAUUCCAGGCCCGAUCAAUGAACCCGUCCCAGGAAACUUCGCCGCCAUCUUUCUCGGGCUCCAGCGGCCGCCGUGGAGGCUAAUCCGGUUCGUGCAGGCAGCCGAGGACGGGAGCUACGUCCAACAGGCGAACGGCUGGAACGCGUUCGAUUUCACCGGGAACUCCAUCUUCCGCCUGAGGAAAGAGGUGGCCGAAAUUCUGCAAGCCGUCGACAACAACAUCGUCAUGUGCGUCCGAGCGGGCCGCUUCGGGCGGCUCGCGCCGAUGCUCGUCGACAUGCCUCACGAUGGCGACGGCGACACCGUCUACAUCGUCGUCUUCACCAUUGGGACGCCAGGCGAAGCUGCGCUGCGCUACCCGGAUAUCAACGGGUAGUCGAUGAGAUCAGAGCAGAACUCCUGACAGCCGCCUCACAGUUCACCUCUUCAGAAGUGUCGCCGCCUCUGACACGACAACAUGAGAAUUCAGAACUUUGGUGUAGAUAUAUAGGUUCAGAAAAACUCAACAGCUCUUGUGUUUCUGCU